This is a messenger RNA of Lodderomyces margitis, 759 nucleotides long. It is a transcript of the gene PMM1, whose product is annotated as phosphomannomutase. The transcript has a single exon. Gene Ontology annotation, biological process: GDP-mannose biosynthetic process; protein N-linked glycosylation; mannose metabolic process. Gene Ontology annotation, molecular function: phosphomannomutase activity. Gene Ontology annotation, cellular component: cytosol. The record is from RefSeq and is a predicted model, not a curated record. The coding region runs from base 1 to 759 and encodes 252 amino acids. Lineage: Eukaryota; Fungi; Ascomycota; Pichiomycetes; Serinales; Debaryomycetaceae.
AUGUCCUUUGCAGAUAGAGAAGAUCCUUCCACUUUAGUUUUGUUUGACGUCGAUGGUACAUUGACGCCAGCAAGAUUGUCCGUUUCUGAUGAAAUGUUAAAGACUUUGGCCGAGUUGAGAAAAAAAGUCGUUAUUGGUUUCGUUGGUGGUUCCGAUUUGGCCAAGCAAGUUGAACAAUUGGGUCCAAAUGUAUUGGAAAACUUUGAUUACUGCUUUAGUGAAAAUGGUUUGACUGCAUACAAAUUGGGUAAGAAGAUGGCCUCACAGUCGUUUAUUGGCUGGCUCGGAGAAGAGAAAUACAACAAACUUGUCAAGUUUGUUUUGAGAUACUUGUCUGACAUUGACAUUCCUGUUAGAACUGGUACUUUUAUCGAAUUUAGAAACGGUAUGAUCAAUAUCUCGCCCGUUGGUAGAAACGCGUCAACUACUCAAAGAAACGAGUUUGAAGCAUACGACAAAGUUCACCACGUUAGAGAAAAAUUGGUUGACGCUUUGAGAGUUGAGUUCAAGGACUAUGGAUUGACUUACUCAAUUGGUGGCCAAAUCUCAUUCGAUGUUUUUCCAACUGGAUGGGACAAGACUUACUGUUUGCAACACGUUGAAGAAGAACAUUUCAAGACCAUUCACUUCUUUGGUGACAAAACUUACAAGGGUGGUAACGACUACGAAAUUUACCAUGACCCAAGAGUCACUGGACAUGCUGUCAACUCGCCAGAUGAUACUAUUAGAAUUUUAGAUGAACUCUUCAAAUUGAAGUAA